AUGCUUGUAUCUCCAUACCAGGCAUUCCUGGGCAAUGCGAUUGCCGUGACUUUGCAUUACCUGGGCGUGGGCCCUGGAGCGUGUCUGUGGGCAUACACAGUCAUCUGCGUUUCACUGACUCGACUAGGCUUUAGUAUCAUCUACGAGAUCACCUCCGGCAUGGAAAAUACCAAGCACAACAACCUACACGAUGUGAUUGCAUACUACGCUCUCCCGAAGGCUAUCAUGGUAGUGAUGUGUGUAAGCAGCCUUGUACGGCUGGCUUAUCUGCUGAUUAUGAGGCGUAAGCGAGUACCCAGACGCAGUAGUAGUCUGCAUAGAAGUUACCAGAAGGAGAAGGAUCUGUGA
This is a messenger RNA of Sphaeroforma arctica JP610, 348 nucleotides long. RefSeq lists its product as hypothetical. The transcript has 2 exons. The record is from RefSeq and is a predicted model, not a curated record. NCBI's taxonomy places the organism in Eukaryota, Ichthyosporea, Ichthyophonida. The coding region runs from base 1 to 348 and encodes 115 amino acids.